Ictidomys tridecemlineatus (thirteen-lined ground squirrel) is the source of this 1470-nucleotide messenger RNA. The record is from RefSeq and is a predicted model, not a curated record. NCBI's taxonomy places the organism in Eukaryota, Metazoa, Chordata, Mammalia, Rodentia, Sciuridae.
AUGGGGCGGCGCGUAAGCCCCGAACUUGGUCGCCCGGACUCCGCCAGCGCGGUCCGGUCGGCGACGCUCCACGUGCUCCCAGCAGCUUGCUGGGGGCGGUUCUCGGCCGGGCGGGACCAGCGGGCGGCGGGCCGCAACAUCACGCUGCUCAACGGCGUGGCCAUAAUCGUGGGCACCAUCAUCGGUUCGGGCAUCUUCGUGACGCCCACGGGCGUGCUCAAGGAGGCCGGCUCGCCGGGGCUGGCGCUGGUGGUGUGGGCCGUGUGCGGCAUCUUCUCCAUCGUGGGCGCGCUCUGCUACGCCGAGCUGGGCACCACCAUCUCCAAGUCCGGCGGCGACUACGCCUACAUGCUGGAGGUGUACGGCUCCCUGCCCGCCUUCCUGAAGCUCUGGAUCGAGCUGCUCAUCAUCCGGCCGUCCUCGCAGUACAUCGUGGCGCUCGUGUUCGCCACCUACUUGCUCAAGCCGCUCUUCCCCACCUGCCCCGUGCCGGAGGAGGCCGCCAAGCUCGUGGCCUGCCUCUGCGUGCUGCUGCUCACGGCCGUGAACUGCUACAGCGUGAAAGCUGCCACCCGCGUGCAGGACGCCUUCGCGGCAGCCAAGCUCCUGGCCCUGGCCCUGAUCAUCCUGCUCGGCUUCAUCCAGAUCGGGAAGGGUGGCGUAUCUAAUCUGAACCCAGAGUUCUCCUUCCAAGGCACCAACCUGGACGUGGGCAACAUCGUGCUGGCCUUGUACAGUGGCCUCUUUGCCUACGGAGGAUGGAACCUGCCCCUGGCCAUCAUCAUCUCCCUCCCCAUCGUCACCCUGGUGUACGUGCUGACGAACCUGGCCUACUUCACCACGCUGACCACUGAGCAGAUGCUGACGUCCGAGGCUGUGGCCGUGGACUUUGGGAACUACCACCUGGGAGUCAUGUCCUGGAUCAUCCCCGUCUUUGUGGGCCUGUCCUGCUUCGGCUCUGUCAACGGGUCCCUGUUCACGUCCUCCAGGCUGUUCUUCGUGGGGUCCAGGGAAGGCCACCUGCCCUCGAUCCUGUCCAUGAUCCAUCCACAGCUCCUGACACCCAUGCCGUCCCUGGUGUUCACAUGCAUCAUGACCCUGCUGUACGCCUUCUCCAAAGACAUCUUCUCCGUCAUCAACUUCUUCAGCUUCUUCAACUGGCUCUGCGUGGCCCUGGCCAUCAUCGGUAUGGUCUGGCUCCGCUUCAAGAAGCCCGAGCUGGAGCGGCCCAUCAAGGUGAACCUGGCCAUGCCGGUCUUCUUCAUCCUGGCCUGCCUGUUCCUCAUCGCCGUGUCCUUCUGGAAGACGCCUGUGGAAUGUGGCAUUGGCUUCGCCAUCAUCCUCAGUGGGCUGCCUGUCUACUUCCUCGGGGUCUGGUGGCAGAACAAGCCCAAGUGGCUCCUCCAGGGCAUCUUCUCCACCACCGUCCUUUGCCAGAAGCUCAUGCAGGUGGUCCCGCAGGAGACCUAG